CACAGCUCUAACCUAAGACCAACAAAACUCUCACACGGAGAGAGAAGAAAAAAGAAAAAAAAAAAAGGUGAGAGUUUCACAUCCUUGUCAUCUUCAUCUUCACUUUCAAUGGAGGCUAGGAAAGAAGAUGUUAGAAUAUACAUAAUCUCGUUUCUUUUCUUCUCCUGCAUAGUUUGUGGAGGUGUCUUGCUCUCCAUCUACCUUUUUCUCCCACAAUCACAAUCCUCAACUUGGUAUCCAAUCGCAGGACUAGUUCUUGUUGGGGUCCCAUGGCUCUUUUGGUUCUUGGCAUAUUUAUAUCGAUGCAUCAGACCCGGCCAUGAUAGAUCCGAAAUCAACGAGGGCGGUUGCAGUAAUGGCAGACCAUGCCCACCUGCCGUCUCCGCCACGAGCGAAGAGGAGGAGUGCCCGUUAGACUCUCCAUGUGGCGGUGGCGGGGAACGCCGUGUGCAUUUCGGGGCGGUGGUUGUGUUGGGAAAAGAGGCAGAUCAGGGUGUUGGACAAAGAGGACAUGACAUUGUUGUGACAGAGACUAAUGGUAACUCCACAAUGGAUGAACAUGAUAACAACGGUUUGGUUGGAUUUAGGGAGAGCGAAAUGCCAUUGUCUUUGAGAGUUUCCUCUUGAUAAUAAUGAAUCAGGUACGUCAAAAAGUGCAAGUUAUUGAUAUGUGUUCGCCAUGGCUGUAGGUUUCUGUUUUUCUUUCUCUUUUUACAAUGAAAGUCAUGGACAAGAAAAAAGCAUGCUAUAGAGAAAUAUUGGGCUACAUCCAUG
Messenger RNA from Quercus robur (English oak), 774 nucleotides. RefSeq lists its product as uncharacterized. The record is from RefSeq and is a predicted model, not a curated record. The transcript has a single exon. Lineage: Eukaryota; Viridiplantae; Streptophyta; Magnoliopsida; Fagales; Fagaceae. The coding region runs from base 109 to 627 and encodes 172 amino acids.